Molecule: messenger RNA, 9431 nt
Organism: Xyrauchen texanus (razorback sucker)
Lineage: Eukaryota; Metazoa; Chordata; Actinopteri; Cypriniformes; Catostomidae
Product: UPF0606 protein KIAA1549-like
Exons: 21
Source: RefSeq, a predicted model, not a curated record
AUGGAGAGCUCAGGUGCAAGGAUUGUCCUGAGAGACUCAUGCCGUCUGCUUGGAUGUUGCACGCUUCUUCUCGUUGCCGUGAUGUUGGUGGGCUUCACGGUGACAUCCAGAACACCUGUGGCAGUGGAGCUCCCAUCCAACAUGUCCAGAAGAAGCCUCAAUCAACUUCCAAUAAGAACACGUUCACCUCCUGCCUUAUCUUCAUCUUCAUCUUCCGAAUCACCUCAACGUUCUGAAAGAACCAGUCAUCCAGUUCACACGCCAUUUGGUGCCAAACAUCCCAUGUCCUCUGAUCACCAUAACAGUGCCUCCAGCAUAGAUACAACUCCUUCACUUGGCUCCGAAGGAUCGGGUAACCUAGGAGAUGGGGCUCAGGGCAUUCACCUGCUGUUACGCCCACCAGACCUUCUAACACCCAGUCAGAUGCCUCCUAUCCGUGCGGACAGAGCACCACCUACUCCAGCCCCUCCCACCCGGGUGACACCUGAAGACCUGUAUCCCGUUCAUUCUGCUGAGAUGGAUUGGGGUUCUGGGGACUAUUUGGAAACUCUUACAUUCAUGGGAUCCGAAGGGGAGGAGUUUUCUCUGGUAACCACCCUCCCUACGCAUGGAUACGAUCCGUAUGAUGCUUACGAUGAUACUACAGGCAGCUACAACACAGCGUUCCCCUCUCGUCCCAUCUUGCCUCUUUCCUCUAGAGACCUCCAACCUAGCAGGACAGUAAAAUAUGUGACUGACUUAAGGACUGCCCACCCCACUGAUCCUCGCCUCCCAUUGGCUCCUGACUACGCCAACUCACACGAUAUGAAUGAUGACCUGGAUUUUGAUUGGGCGGAGCUUUUUCCGAUUGAGCCAACUGAAAUGCUGCUUCCUGACAUGAACAGUAUGGAGUACUACAACACAUUGCAAGCCAAAGAGAAUGCUAGUAUUGCGAGAAAUAGGACGCAUCACGCCCACCCUCACAUUACCCCAACCCACACUACUGUGGGAGCCACACACACACCCACUGCCACUUUGGGAAAAGUCCCGGAUCAUACUACUCCUCAACCCGGUCCACCAGUUACCCCAACUACACCCCAAAAACCUACUAAGCCCCCAUCAACAACUUCCACCGAUACCCAACGACCCCCUGAAGUCCGCUUGACACCUGAGAAAGGUGUUCCUUCCAUACCCACUCAUGUGGGUAAAACCCGCCCAGUGCCGACCUCCCCGCCUCCACCUGGCACCUCAGAGGGUCCAGUAAUACAAGCUGUCACACUGAAGCCCCCAACUGCUACAAAACCACGUACUACUGCCAGAACUACAACUACAGUUAAAACCACGACUACCAUGAGCCCCACCAGCCUCUCCACCAAAAGUCCAAGCUCUACAACCCCCAGAAUUCCUCUGUCCAUUGCACCCCGACAGUAUGUUUGCAACAUCACCAAACCAGACAUGUACCUUGUCAGAGUGGGUAUGCCCAGUGGUUCAUCAGUGGCAUUUGCCAAAGCUCAUGUGCGGGAGAUUCUUAGACGAGAGUUCAACCGAUCUGUAGAGCUACAGGUCCUCAAGGCCCCGCCCAAUUUUAUCUUCCGGGCAGUGUCUGGUCCACUGGUGUACACUGCUGUGUCAGUCAUCAAUGCUCUCCGCCAAUCAGCACACAGCACUUCCUCCUCCACCAUUCUAUCUAUCACACCCAUAUAUGCAGUGCCAGAUUAUAAACAUCAGGUUCACACAGUGCUACAGUUUGUACCGAGUCAUGUGGACGUGCGUCUGUGCAGCUUCAGUGAGCGUGUGGAGAAGGGGCUGCUCAUGGCAUACGCGGAAGUGCGCAAGCGUUUGCAGGAAAAUGGAAACUUCACGGUUUAUAUUGUGAAUAUCACUAGCAGCCUUCCUAAAGGCCAGCGUCAGCAGAAGGCACCGGUGGACAUCACCUUUGCUGUGCGUGAUUCCCAAGGAUUCCUGACAGGAUCAGAUAUCAGUGGCCACAUGAGGCAGCUCAGCGCAGUGGAGUUCAGCUUCUACCUCGGUUUUCCUACCCUGCAAAUUGCUGAACCUUUUCACUAUCCCGAACUGAAUGUGUCCCAUCUGUUACGUGCAUCCUGGGUGAAAACAGUGUUGCUGGGUGUGUUGGAUCAGCGCGUGAAUGAAAGGACCUUUCAGGCCAAGAUGGAGAGGCGAUUGGCCCUGCUGGUUGGAGAAGGAGUUGGACAUGGGACUGGCAAUCGACGAUGGAGAAGAGCCACUAUUAUUGGCAACAACAGUGUACAGAUCGUGCGGACAUCUCGUAUGGAUGGGCCGGAGUACCCUCUGGAGAUGGUGUAUUUUGUGGAGGCGGGGUCAGAGAGACUGCCAGCUCAGGUCACUGCGGCCAUGCUCAAUAGGCUCAACCUUCAGAGAGCUGCUAUUGUACUGGGCUACCGGGUACAUGGAAUUCUGGCUACACCGGUGGAAAAGCUUGCUCUGCCACCCUCUGAGACUCAGCCUAGUAAUGUUUGGCUGAUCGUGGGGGUUGUGGUUCCAGUGCUGGUGGUCAUCCUCAUCAUCAUCAUCCUCUACUGGAAGCUCUGCCGCUCAGAGAAGCUGGAGUUCCAGCCAGACACCAUGAGCACCAUCCAGCAGAGACAGAAGGUGCUCACUCAUAGACACUACAUGUAAAGGAGGCUUGUGUCUGCAUGUGCUCAUUUUACUCACCUGUGUCAAGGGCAUUUUCAAAAACUGCAGCCUCCAAGCGUAAAAGGCUUUGAUUUUGCUAAGCUUCACCUGGGCCAGCACAGUAAGGAUGACAUCAUGGUAAUUCAAGAGCCCGCCCCUCUACCGCCUUCUGUUAAAGAAGCCACGCCCUCCGAGGGCGGGGAAUUGAACACACCCAAAUCAAAGAGCUCGUCCACAAAAGCAUCACGCGCAGCACGGAGGAGGGGCAGAUUGUCUCCGUCUGAUGGAGAUUCAUUAGGAAGUGAAGCAUCCAGUGGCAGAGAAUCAGCCGAGGAGAGCACCAGACCUGCAGUGACACCAAGUGACAGUAAACCCCAACAUCGCAAGAGCAAACAUGCAAAAAACAAACUUGGUGGUCAUCCUGGCAGUGGUGCAGAUGAGCAGUUGUCCUCCUCAUCCAUAUUUGAGCAUGUGGACCGUCUCUCCAGAGGCUCAUCCGAUGGAACACGCAAAGUGUCCAAUAAGAUUCAGCUUAUAGCCAUGCAGCCCAUGCCGAGCCCAUCCCCUCAUUCACAUAACCAAGCCCUGAGUCCCAACCUAGCGGAGAAGAUGCCUGAAGAAACAAAGGUCAACUCUGAGAUCCAGGUGUCCUUGAGGCAUAAAUCUGAGAUAGAACAUCAUCGUAAUAAAAUUCGCCUGCGUGCCAAGAGGAAGGGCCACUAUGAAUUCCCUUCCAUGGAGGACAUCAUGGCUGCAUUUGGCGACAGCUCCGAGCAGCAGCGAGUGUAUCAACAAGCUCAGGAGCAGAUACACAAGAUUUUGCACCCAGGAGAACACACACACUCAUCAUGUGGAGAGCACCGCAAGAGGUCCAGAGGUCGACACUCUCCCAGACAUAGUCAGAGACAGAAUCUGGGUGGUAGCGGAAAUCUAAGAGACAAAGAUUGCCUCAUUUCAGAUGGGGACGCCACAUACAGGAAGUACCCAGGGGUCAACAAUGUAGCAUAUGUGUCUGAUGCAGACCAGCUCCCAGAUGCAGGUAGCCCCUCCCCCACCGAUGAAGUGUUUUUAGACCCUGGAUCUCCGCCUUCUGGCCCCGCACCUGCCCCACCCACUUACGUCCCACCUCAUCCAACCAUCGAAGAAGCCCGGCAGCAGAUGCACUCCUUAUUGGAUGAUGCCUUUGCGCUUGUUUCGCCCUCUUCUCAAGGAAGCAACGCCCCUUUGACGUUCACAGGAGUUACUGCAGUCACUGGAGUUGGAGAAGUCAGCCCUGGUCUACCUUCUAGCCCGUCCUCACGGCCCUCACGCCAGUGGGGUUGUUCGUCUUCUCCCGCUGCCCCUGCACACAGUCCUUUCUCAGCGAGGUAUGCCGAGUUAGGACUGUCUCCCAUGUCAGUUCAAGGUUUGCUUCAGAGGCAGGCGCACAGCUCUGGGUAUCUUGCGUCAGGAGAGAUGCAGUCAGAUCCUGGGUAUUCCAGCAGGGAGCAGUAUGGAGAGGAGCUUCCAUUGUCUUCUAGGCCACGACCUUUAGGGGGCAGCACAGGUGCACAGUUGCAUCAGCUAACACAGGUGGGUUUGUCAAGUCGAAUUGGACUGUAUCCUGGUGUUGGCCGUAGUGUAUCGGGACCGUCAGGAUCAAGCUGGGCCCAGUACCGCUCAGAUGAAGAGAUCUCUAGACCAGGGUCCAACAGAGAUGCUAUUUUGACAUUCCCAGAGUAUUCCUCACCUGUAUUCCAGAUGCCCAGGACAGCCCUCCAGGAUCCAUCGACACCCCAGGCCCACCUGGAACCCUCUACCGCUGGGUACAUUGCCCCUGAGGAGCAUUCUCUACCCCCUCACUCCUCCGCCUCCCUCAUAAAGGCGAUCAGGGAGGAACUUCAGAGACUUUCUCAGAAACAAACAGCUGUUGCCAGCUACCACAGUUGAGAUAAACCCAAACCCCAGUCGUGGGUAACUUGCUUUUGCAUCUGUUAGCUGUGAUGUACCCCUGAAACAUCCAGAAUCACAAAUUCUAAUAAGGCUCCAUAAAUGAGAAGCUGCUUUACAUGAACCGAAACCAAAAUCGUAUGCCGGAAACAUACAUUUUGUGAGUACAUUAACGUAGAUGCGAAAGUUUGGCCAAAUUGUUGUCAUUGAACAUAAUUGCGUGCGCUCUUGCGUUGCUGUGCCAGAGACAAUGUCGACUUAAACUCAUUCUUUAAACUGGUGGUCCACCAUGGAUAACAGUAGUGUCCCUUGUGGCAACCCUGAGAAUGAAUUGCGGUAAGGGUGCCUACACACUAGGGAAAGCUCAGACGGAGUGUUUGACGCAUGUUUGAGUUUGUCCGCCUUUCUUUUUUUUUAUUUCAUAGCGCAGCUAUUCCCACCUUUCCAAGAUUUUCCUAGGUCAACGCAUGCUUUCAACUUUUGGUCGCAUGAUGGAGUUUUCACUGUCAAAAAACCCUUGCGUUUUCCCUCUCCGUUCUUCUGACGCACCAUCCCCAUUGAAAUCAAUUCAUUCGUAGCGUUCUCUGACGCUGUGUAAACUCUAGUGUGUAGGCACCCUAAGAAUUACCACCUGAUACAUUUUGCAAUGCAACAAUGCACAAAAAUUGAGCUUGUGGUAGAAGCGAUUGUGUUCUUGUGUAGAGCAUGUUUCAGGCCUACAAAUUGAAGUACGGCUGGUCUGUUACACAUGAAGAAAUGCCACAAAUCUUCCAUACUAUCAUAGCCAAUACAUCCACAAUUAAAAUUUUACUGCUGAUAUGCAGAAAAUGAACUUCAAGACUCUCUCUUAUAUUUCACCAAAAAACUGACAUCUCUCGUAACAAUGACUUGUUCAUACUGUUUAGAAAAUAGACAACGUUGCCCCAUAUUCAGACUCUCAAUAUGCAUGCUGAGAGCUGUGAACUCUCCAUACUUAUUGCUGACUUUUGAUAAUGUGAAAAUCCCUCCCUUUCAAUUCCAUGUCUGUCAAAGUGCUUCCUUCAAAUGGAUCAUCCUUGUCUCUCCGAACUUCCUCUGGUGCUAAAAAUCAUUUCUUGCCUCCACCCCGAAAACUACAAAGUGGCAUCUUUACCUCUCGCCUUUUGUUCUCUCGCCUCUUCCCUGUUCUCCCAUUUAUUCAAGAUGGCUGAUCAAGUUAAAACAUGUUCUCUGUUCCAAACCCUAGUGAGCUGCCUACAGAGGCAGUAUUUUAAGGCAUCAUAUGCAUGCUACCAACACCUUGCUUUAGCCACAUUCUAAGGCAGCAUCACAUGUGUCCUUGGCUGAGAAGACAAUUGCAGAAUGCAUUGCUAUGAUUGUGAAAGAAGUUUCCCACACGUAGACGGCAUUCCACGUGCCGUCUCUACGCCUGGCUGGCGAUUAUGUAAAUUAUGCUCACACCUGAAAAUCACUGGAAAAAUCAGCUAGUGUGGCUUCGCUUGACAUACCAUCUAAAAAAAUUUUGUUCACCUGCACAAUGGUCAAAGACGUCUGCCUAGUGCUUGUUUACAUAGCAAAUCCAUUGAAAAUGGAACAGCACCAAUGGACGGAACAAGUGUUCGGUAUGAACAGCCCCCUAGAAUACAGCUGCCUAUACAAGCAGUAGGUAGCAUGGCAGCUCACUAGGUUGUGGAACAUGGUCUUGUCAUAGUUUUGCCUUACAUUUGAGCUCUGGGUACUUUAGACUCUGCAGGGGAUGGAAGGAGAGUUUUGAAUGUGUUGAGAAAUUGCUCUCUGUUAGUGAUCUGUGAGCUUUUGUGCUUGCUUGUGUGUUUUUGAACUGGAACUGUUCAACAAGUGGCCUCAACUGCCUCCAGAGAAAAUAUCUGGCCUGCUGCCAGCAUUGUUCCCAUCCUGAUAACAUCAUUGCCAUGUCUAUCAUUACCUCCUUAUGUCUACAUCAAAGGAGAGAUAUCAGAGGUAUCAAAGCAAGCAUUCAUGAUACCAGUGUGUAUUAAUUUGAGCUCUUUAUGCUAGUGAUUUAUGAAUGUGUGAUGUCCAAUCGGUUUGGUGUCUUUUUCAAGUAUGUCUGGAGAAUUUUCUCCAGUUUACAGAUUUAUACAUUUUUGCACAUGUUCAUCUUUGCACAUUGAUCAUGUUUAUGAUGGAAGUCAAUCAGUUCAAGAGUUUAUUGUGGAAUAGAGAGAAAAAUAUAUACAUAUAUAAAGAAAGAUAAAAGUUCAUAUUAUAAACAAAUCAUCAAUCACACAUCAAUAUCCAAUAUAUAUUUAUAUAUAUAUAUAUAUACACACACUGGCAGCAAAAAUGUUUGAAUAAUGUACAGAUUUUGCUCUUAUGGAAAGAAAUUGGAUAUUUUCUUUGCCAAAGUGUCAUUCAACUGACCUAAAUGUGUAGUCAGGACAUUAAUAAUGUGAAAAAUUACUAUUACAAUUGGGAAAAAGUGAUCAGAACUUCUUAAACUACUUCAAAGAGUUCUCAUUAAAAAAUCCUCCAUGUGCAGCAAUAACAGCUUUGCAGAUCUUUGGCAUUCUGUCAUUUUGUCCAGACACUCGGUGACAUUUCACCCCACACUUCCUGCAGCACUUGUCAUAGAUGUGUCUGUCUUGUCGGGCACUUCUCACACACCUUACAUUCCAGCUGAUCCCACAAAAGCUCAGUGGGGUUAAGAUCCAUAACACACUUUUCCAAUUAUAUGUUGUCCAAUGUCUGUUUCUUUGCCCACUCUAACCUUUUCAUUUUGUUUUUCUGUUUCAAAAGUGGCUUUUUCUUUGCAAUUCUUCCCAUAAGGCCUGCACCCCUGAGUCUUCUCUUUACUGUUGUACAUGAAACUGGUGUUGAAGCUGUCAGCUGAAGACAUGUGAGGUGUCUCUUUCUCAAACUAGAGACUCUGAUGUACUUAUCCUCUUGUUUAGUUGUACAUCUGGACUUCCACAUCUCAUUCUGUUCUUGUUAGAGCCAGUUGUGCUUUGUCUUUGAAGACUGUAUAGUACACCUUUGUAUGAAAUCUUCAGUUUCUUUGGCAAUUUCAAGCAUUGUAUAAACCUUCAUUCCUCAAUGAUAAUGAUUAACAAUGAUUGACUGAUGCGUUUCUAGAGAAUGCUGUUUCUUUUUUUUGCCAUUUUUAAGACAUGCCAGUCUGUUGCAUAUGGUGGCAACUCAAAAACAAACACAAAGACAAUGUUAAGCUUCAUUUAAUGAACCAAAUAUCUUUCAACUGUGUUUGAUAUAAUGGCAAGUGAUCUUUCCAAAUUAGCAAGUUAGCAUGAUUACUCAAGGAUAAGGUGUUGGAGUGAUGGCUGCUGGAAAUGGAGUCUGUCUAGAUUUGAUCAGAUCUUUUUUCAAAUAGUGAUGGUGUUGUUAUUUACAUCAGUAAUGUCCUGUCUGUGCUUUGUGAUCAGUUGAAUGCCACUUUGGCAAAUUAAAGUACCAAUUUCCUUCCGAAACAGCAAAAUCUGUACAUUGUUCCAAACUUUUGGUCGCCAAUGUAUAUAUAUAUAUAUAUAUAUAUAUAUAUAUAUAUAUAUAUAUAUAUAUAUAUAUUGCAUAUUGAUAUAUUGACCCAUUUAGCAAAAUCUGAUUACUGUAUAUGUUAGAUUAUAUGUUAACCAUAUUAGAUUGGGUUUAUUUUUUAUUGUUAUAAAAGUACUAUGUAUUAAAGAUGUUGGGAAAGUGUUGCUAUGGGACAUUUAAAAAAAGACCAAAUCACUGUUGAGGCAUAUAAUUCCUUUAGCUUCGUAAUUCAGUAGGCACUCUAAAUGUGUUUUCAUGUAUAUGGUCUUGUGGAUUUGCACAGAAGUAUUGUAAAGAUUGCUUUAAGGUCAUGUGCUAAAAGGUUAAAAGAUUUAAAAGCCUUGUUUAAAUUUGUUGAGUGAGUGUUUACAUUUUUCUUUCUCUUUUUUCUUCUUUACUAAUUCUCUUUUCUGUUUUCCUCUUCUUAACAUUUUUCUUAGUUAUUUCCCCCUGUGUUCAUGUCUUUUUUUGGUUUAUAUUUAUUUCCUUCCUUUCUUUCGUUCAAGGCCUUAAAUCAGGAUGCAUGUGAAGUGAUGAAUUAAGCUUUAGUUCUUCAGUUUAUUUUGUGAGUUAAUAUCUUGAUGGGCAUGAUUAUAGUCUUUAAGAAAUAUUGAAAAUCUCCAUAGAAUGUAGCUGAAUAUGAGAGACUACUAUGUAAUGGUUCAUGAGACUAAACAAAGCAAAGCACAGAGAAACCGUCUUGAUCAUCACUGAAAAAAAUAACAUUUUAAGUAUUUUGCCAUUUAUAAACCUGAAUAAUAUUUUUGAAAGUAUUUGACUAUCAAUAGUUAUGAGUACAAUAUAUCAUAUAGAGUAUGAAUAUGUAAAUGGAAUUUAAAUAUUCAGUAUGUAGUCCACAGAUGACCAAUAAGAGGCAAGCAUCAUUGGUAGACGCCCCCUUGGUAGAUUGUACAAAGACCAACUGGGAAUAUUUUCAUUCGUUUGUUGGCAUUAUUUGUUUGCUUCUAUUUUAAUCUUGCAGAUUCCUUAAUUACAACUGUACGCAUUCAUAAAAAAAAUUAUGUUGAGGGGAUAUAUGUUAGAUUUACAGUCACUAAUAAUUCACAGUUAACAUGGUGCUACUUAACAUACGUGUGUGUGUGUGAGAGAGAGAAUAUACCUCCCCGUGUCCCUAUGAGGACGACAUUAGAAUGUAAAAUAACUCUAAUUUUAAACUACAUUUUAUUAUUCACUUUUUCAUUGACAUCAUAUUUGCGAUCCCAUCAUGAAGGGAUACAUUUCUCAUUAUAUCUAUCAUUCUUUAUUGUUUCUUUCUCUCUUGGUCUCUGCAAACUGCAUCCCAAUAGUUGAUGUUUAAUAUCUCUAUAUUGUCGUGUAUAUUAAAUAAUAAACAAUGU